Molecule: messenger RNA, 1132 nt
Organism: Peromyscus maniculatus bairdii (prairie deer mouse)
Lineage: Eukaryota; Metazoa; Chordata; Mammalia; Rodentia; Cricetidae
Product: ribonuclease H1
Biological process (GO): DNA replication, removal of RNA primer
Molecular function (GO): nucleic acid binding; magnesium ion binding; RNA-DNA hybrid ribonuclease activity
Source: RefSeq, a predicted model, not a curated record
GGAGGCCGGCGGGCCACCAUGUAGGUCCCCUCGCAGGCGUGAGCGAUGCGCUGGCUGCUGCCGCUGUCCCACACAGUGACACUGGCCGUCGUGCACGUGCGGCGAGGCGUCUGCGGGCUCGGGAUGUACUAUGCGGUGAGGAGGGGCCGCAGGACCGGCGUCUUCCUGAGCUGGCAGGAAACUGCACAUGUGCAAGAAUCACCGUUAAAGACCAGCAAGCGGCCUCGGGAGCCUCCGGAUGAAGGGGAAGGGGAAGAACAGCCGGAGCCAGAGGCAAAGCACACCAGACAGAGCUCAGAGCUGGCUCCCCUAGUGAGCAAGGACACGUUUUCUUAUAUGGGAGAGUCAGUUGUUGUCUACACGGAUGGCUGCUGCUCCUAUAACGGGCAGAAGCGGGCGAGAGCAGGAAUUGGCGUUUACUGGGGGCCCGGCCACCCCUUAAAUGUAGGUAUUAGACUUCCUGGGCGACAGACAAACCAGAGGGCCGAGAUCCAUGCAGCCUGCAAAGCCAUCAUGCAAGCCAGGGCUCAGAACAUCAGCAAGCUGGUUCUUUAUACAGACAGCAUGUUCACCAUCAAUGGGAUAACCAGCUGGGUUCAGGGCUGGAAGAAGAACGGCUGGAGAACCAGUGCAGGGCAAGACGUGAUCAACAAGGAGGACUUCAUGGAGCUGGACAAGCUCACCCAGGGCAUGGACAUCACGUGGAUGCACAUUCCUGGUCACUCCGGAUUCGUGGGCAACGAAGAAGCCGACAGGCUGGCAAGGGAAGACGCGAAGCAGUCUGAAGACUGAGCGAAGUUGUUGCUGUGCCCUCAGACGCGACGAGUGGCUGCUCCUUUACGAGUGGCUGCUCCUUUACCCUGAUGUGCAGUGAGGACACAGCGUGGAGGACUCGACCGUGACCUGUGACGCAGCUUGAUGAGAAGUGCUUGGAUAACGGAAGGGGAAGCUUGAACUCAACCUUCUGUGGACGUUCAGUCAUGGCCUUCUGGGUCUGACAUUCUGCCCCACCUGCAGGGCUACAACGGGUUCUAGACCACCCUAAGGAGGGAAUGUAGGGACAGGAGAUACAAAGGAAAUACACCAAGUCUAGAUUCUGAUCAAGGUGCAACUUUAUUUUCUCCACAAGGGU